Amaranthus tricolor (Joseph's coat) is the source of this 1331-nucleotide messenger RNA. Its product is annotated as caffeoylshikimate esterase-like. NCBI's taxonomy places the organism in Eukaryota, Viridiplantae, Streptophyta, Magnoliopsida, Caryophyllales, Amaranthaceae. The coding region runs from base 187 to 1125 and encodes 312 amino acids. The record is from RefSeq and is a predicted model, not a curated record. Gene Ontology annotation, cellular component: membrane. Gene Ontology annotation, molecular function: lipase activity. The transcript is spliced from 6 exons.
AUCACUCAUUCCAUUUUUCUUCUAAUUUUAAUCAUUUUUCAAAUUUAAUUAUUAAAUUCAUAAAAAAAACAACUCUCUUUUUCAACUGAAUUAUUAUACUUUCCUUUUCCUUUUCCUUUUAGAUAAUCCUUAUUCCUUUUUCCUUCAUUCAUAUUGCUUGCUCCUCUAUUUUUUUUCUUUCCUAACAUGGCUUCUAAUCUCAACUAUCAAGAGGAAUAUAUAGUGAACAGUAACGGGUCCAUGCUUUUUACAUGUAGAUGGUUGCCUGAAAAUGAGGAUCCUAAAGCUUUAGUUUUCUUAUGUCAUGGCUAUGCCAUGGAAUCUAGUAUUUCCAUGCAAGGGACGGCAACCCAAUUAAUAAAGGCGGGUUAUGGCGUGUAUGGAAUAGAUUAUAUUGGACAUGGAAAAUCGGAUGGACUUCAUGGUUAUGUUCCAAGCUUCGACGAACUUGUUCAAGAUUGUUGUGAUCAUUUUACAAAUGUUUGUGAAAGAAAAGAAAACAAAAGAAAACAUAGGUUCUUGUUGGGUGAAUCAAUGGGAGGAGCAGUUGUCCUACGCUUGCACAGAAAAAUGCCCGAGUUUUGGGAUGGGGCCAUUUUAGUUGCACCCAUGUGUAAGAUUGCGGAUGAUAUGAAACCAAGUCCCUUCGUAAUCAGCUUUUUAACGAAACUCGCCAAAAUUGUGCCAACUUGGAAAAUUGUUCCUGGUCAAGACAUCAUUGAUGCUGCCGUUAGAGAUCCUCAAAAGAAAUUAGCGGUGAGGGCAAAUCCAUACUGGUACACCGGAAAGCCACGUCUACAGACAGCUCACCAGCUUUUAAUUGCAUCCAUUGAUCUGGAAAAAAGGUUAAACGAGGUGACAUUGCCAUUUAUAGUAAUGCAUGGUGGAGAUGACAAAGUAACAGACCCUGAAAUUAGCAAGUUGUUAUAUGAAUCAGCAUCAAGCUUUGAUAAAACCUUCAAAUUAUAUCCAGGAAUGUGGCAUGCUUUAACUUAUGGUGAACUCCCUGAAAAUACAGAUAUUGUAUUUACAGAUAUUAUAGCAUGGUUGAAUGAUAGGUCUAAUGGAAGUAACCCAAGAUUGGAGAGGGCUGGCAAGGCUAUGGAAGACCCCAACAAUAAGUAAAAAUUUUAAAUAAAGAUUAAUAAUAAAAUGGUAUAAAUGUACAAUCAAAAGGAUGAUAUGUAUAGGAAUCAAACUUAGCUUAUUUAUAUACUUAUCUCUUCAGUUCAUUUUGCAUUAUCUUAAACAAAAAUUAUUCAUAUUUUAAUUGAAAAUAAUGUAAAAUGAGUGAACUGAGAAAUAUACUUUUAUCAUUUAUGCACAUAAAA